AUCCUCCCUCCCUCCUGACUAUGCCGCCGAAUAAUUCAUUGACUAUAAUAGGGAAGAUCAACACUUCUAACCCCAAAGUAUGGAUCGUCAUCGGCGUCACCAUAGCUGGGAUACUCAUUCUUACUGAGACCCGUCGCCGGCGACUUAUAUCCAAGACCUUAAAUAGACAACAUUUUGGUGCCUUCAUUCAAAACCUCGACUUGUUGCCCUUCCCCCAGCCUCCCCCUCCGGCUGCUCGCCUGCCCCUCUCCGCCUUCACCUUUGCCGUUUCUGACAACAUUGAGGUGAAAGACUAUAUUACAGGGUUUGGAAACCCUGAUUGGAAGAGGACACAUGAGGCUGCUCUUAAGACUGCGGUUGUCUUAACUGCCCUGCUCAAGAAUGGAGCUACUUGUGUUGGGAAGACUGUUAUAGCCGAAUUAGGUUAUGGGAUUACUGGGGAGAAUGUGAAUUAUGGAACACCAAUUAACCCACAAAUGCCUUCUCACAUUCCCGGGGGAUCAUGUAGCGGUUCGUCUGUUGCAGUUUCUGCUGAGCUUGUGGAUUUUUCUCUUGGUACUGACACAAUUGGCUGUGUGAGAGUAUCGGCAUCAUUUUGUGGAAUUCUUGGUUAUCGUCCAUCUCAUGGAAGUAUAUCUACUGUGGGCAUCCUGCCAAAUUCACAAAGUUUAGACACAAUUGGUUGGUUUGCCAGAAGUCCAUCUGUUUUGCAUAGUGUUGGCCAUGUUCUACUGCAACUAAACCAGUUGGAACCUAGAAGAACUAGACGCUUAAUUGUAGCUGAUGAUCUGUUCCAGUUUUCUAAGAUUUCCAAGCAGAAGAUUAUUCAUGUCCUUAGCAAAUCAGCUGAAAAGUUAUCUGGCUAUCAGUUACCCACGCAUACAAAUUUUGGUCAACAUAUUGCUUCCAAUGUACCCAGUCUGAAUGGAUUCCGAGAACAAGCAAACAAUCUACAAGUUGGAAAUUUAACCCUGAAAGCACUUUCUUCUGCGAUGUUUCUUCUACAUAGAUAUGAAUUCAACACAAAUCACAGUGAGUGGGUUAAGUCGCAUAAACCCAAAUUAGGCCAUGAUGUCUCCGUUCUUGCAGCAUCUACAACUACAAAUGACAUUAAGAUUUUGUAUAAAGUAAGAACAGAAAUGCGUGCGGCCCUGCAAAGUCUUUUAAAGGAUGAUGGAAUAUUGGUGAUCCCAACAGUUGCAGAUCAUCCCUUGAAACUUAACUCAAAGAAGGGGGUUGUAACAGAUUUUUCAGACAGAGCUUUUCCUCUAUUAAGCAUUGCAAGUAUGUCAGGUUGCUGUCAGGUUACAGUUCCACUUGGAAAGCAUGAAGGUUUUCCAAUCUCUGUUUCUCUUAUUGCACAACAUGGAGCAGAUAAAUUCCUCCUUGAUACUGUCUUAGACAUGUACUCAUCUCUUCAGCAACAGAUUGCCCUUGUUUCUGACUCCACACCUUUGCCAGAUACCAAUGGAAACAUGGAAAAUUCUGAGCUUCUGAAAGAAAAGGGUAAUGCUGCAUUCAAAGGGAGGCAAUGGAAUAACGCUGUAAGUUACUAUUCGGAAGCCAUAAAGCUGUCUGAAAAUGCAACUUACUAUUGCAACCGGGCGGCAGCCUUCUUGGAAUUAGGAUGCUUCCGGGAAGCUGAAGAAGACUGCAACAAGGCAAUAUCACUUGAUAAGAAGAACGUAAAGGCUUAUCUAAGGCGGGGAACAGCAAGAGAAUCACUUAUCUUGUAUAAGGAAGCUCUCAAGGAUUUCAAACAUGCUCUUGUCUUGGAACCGCAGAAUAAAGUUGCGAGAUUUGCGGAGAAAAGGUUACAAAAAUUGAUGAGCUGAUCCUUAUUCUAUCAAAGCAAAUGACAUAAAAGUGGAGGAAAUGACCAAUAUUUAUUUGAUAGACUACUUCUACUUUGGUGGUUUGCUUAAAUUUUGACUAUUUUGUAUAUCUUAAAGUGUAGUAAUGGAUACCCAAUACAAUAUAGAGAAAGAUCAAUGAAAUAUAUGGCCUUUU
Impatiens glandulifera is the source of this 2010-nucleotide messenger RNA. RefSeq names its product outer envelope protein 64, mitochondrial-like. Gene Ontology annotation, molecular function: protein binding. The record is from RefSeq and is a predicted model, not a curated record. NCBI's taxonomy places the organism in Eukaryota, Viridiplantae, Streptophyta, Magnoliopsida, Ericales, Balsaminaceae. Bases 21 to 1835 code for a protein of 604 amino acids. The transcript is spliced from 12 exons.